Diaporthe citri is the source of this 819-nucleotide messenger RNA. RefSeq lists its product as uncharacterized. Gene Ontology annotation, molecular function: DNA-binding transcription factor activity, RNA polymerase II-specific; RNA polymerase II cis-regulatory region sequence-specific DNA binding. Gene Ontology annotation, biological process: regulation of transcription by RNA polymerase II. The record is from RefSeq and is a predicted model, not a curated record. The coding region runs from base 1 to 819 and encodes 272 amino acids. NCBI's taxonomy places the organism in Eukaryota, Fungi, Ascomycota, Sordariomycetes, Diaporthales, Diaporthaceae. The transcript is spliced from 3 exons. Gene Ontology annotation, cellular component: transcription regulator complex; PcG protein complex.
AUGGACGAGACAUCGAAGUGCUCCCUGCCCUCAAUCUCCAACCUGCUUGGUCUGGCCGAUGGAGGGUCGCCGACUACCGAACACUCCCCGGCGUCGCAACAAGCUUCAUCGCACAAGGCCGAUGCCCGCCCGGAUUCCUCGCACUACAAUAAUGUCGCUGCCCGCAGCGGUGCGCUCCCACCGACUCCGCCAAUGUCUUCUGACGCUUCAUUCGAGGGUUACCACUCGCCUUCGACAAAGUCUGUGAGCCAACUAUCGGCAGCAUCAAACUACUUUUACGACGCGGCACCUGCAAUGGCUCAUGUGGAGCCGGAGGCCCAACGCCAGCAAAUGGCUCCCCGCCUCCCGAUCCAGGCGCCCUCGUACGCGCAGUCUGCCUUCGCAGCCUCAUCAUACAUGGGACCACCCGCGAUGGCGUCUUACUACCCGGCUAUGCAGCCCACUCCCCCACCACAGCCUCAGGUCUCUGGGCUCUACUAUCAAAGGCCGCUGCCUCACGCCUUCCCUCCCAUGCCACUCGGCGUUGCGAUGCCCUCGUCUGGCUCGAACCCCUGGCAACACCACCACUACAUCUCGCCGUCUUCAGCAGCCUCCUUUCCCCAGUCCCAGGACCGCUACAUCUGCCAGACCUGCAACAAGGCCUUCUCCAGGCCCAGUUCACUGCGCAUUCACAGCCACUCCCACACCGGCGAGAAGCCCUUCAAGUGCCCUCAUGCUGGUUGCGGCAAGGCCUUCAGUGUUCGCAGCAACAUGAAGAGACAUGAGCGUGGCUGUCACAACUUUGAGACCAGCAGCAACGGAUCGCCUCUGAUGUCAUAG